GACGCACAUCGAUGGACCCAUGGCAGAAAAGCAGAACUGCUUGGUUCCUCCUCUCCUGGGUUCCUCUUCGGAGCUGUGAUAAUAGCAGCAGGGUUCCUCUGAGGCCGGGGCUGGGCCUCCGCCGUGGCCUCUCUCUUUGUGUGUCUGAUGUUUCUGGGGCGGAUGGUAUCUCGGUCUUUGUGUUGUCAGCUGACGCCCAUCUCCGAUCACAGCUACCUGGCCCUCUAUAAAGCUGAAGUGGUUCGCUACCUCCCGCAGCGCAGCCUGAACUCCGGACAUUACCCAAGACCUCGCACACAGAGACAUGCGUGAGUGCAUUUCCAUCCAUGUCGGCCAGGCCGGAACCCAAAUGGGCAAUGCAUGCUGGGAGUUGUAUUGCCUGGAGCAUGGGAUCCAGCCGGACGGCCAGAUGCCGAGUGACAAGACCCCGGGUGGAGGAGACGACUCCUUCAACACCUUCUUCAGUGAGACAGCAGCAGGGAAACACGUCCCCAGAGCCAUCUUUGUCGACCUGGAGCCCACUGUCAUCGAUGAGGUUCGUUCAGGAACUUACCGCCAGCUGUUCCACCCUGAGCAGCUGAUCACAGGCAAGGAGGACGCUGCCAACAACUACGCCCGUGGACACUACACCAUCGGCAAGGAGAUCAUCGACCUGGUGCUGGACAGGACUCGCAAACUGGCAGAUCAAUGCACCGGUCUCCAGGGCUUCCUGGUGUUCCACAGUUUCGGAGGAGGAACCGGAUCUGGUUUCACCUCCCUGCUCAUGGAACGCCUCUCUGUCGACUACGGCAAGAAGUCCAAGCUGGAGUUUGCCAUCUACCCGGCUCCCCAGGUGUCCACAGCUGUGGUGGAGCCCUACAACUCCAUCCUAACCACCCACACCACCUUGGAGCACUCUGACUGUGCCUUCAUGGUAGAUAACGAGGCCAUCUAUGACAUCUGUCGCAGGAACCUUGAUAUCGAACGUCCCUCCUACACCAAUCUCAACAGGCUCAUUGGUCAAAUCGUCUCCUCCAUCACUGCCUCUCUGCGCUUCGACGGAGCUCUGAAUGUGGACCUGACAGAGUUCCAGACCAACUUGGUGCCCUACCCCCGCAUCCACUUCCCUCUGGCCACCUAUGCCCCGGUCAUCUCUGCUGAGAAAGCCUAUCACGAGCAAAUGUCUGUGUCUGACAUCACCAACAACUGUUUUGAGCCUGCCAAUCAGAUGGUGAAGUGCGACCCUCGUCAUGGUAAAUACAUGGCCUGCUGUCUGCUGUACCGUGGUGACGUGGUGCCCAAAGACGUCAACUCUGCCAUCGCUGCCAUCAAGACCAAACGCACCAUCCAGUUUGUGGACUGGUGUCCCACCGGCUUCAAGGUGGGCAUCAACUACCAGCCCCCCACCGUGGUUCCUGGAGGAGACCUGGCCAAGGUGCAGAGGGCCGUGUGCAUGCUGAGCAACACCACCGCCAUCGCUGAGGCCUGGGCCAGGCUGGACCACAAGUUUGACUUGAUGUACGCCAAGCGGGCCUUCGUGCACUGGUACGUGGGAGAGGGCAUGGAGGAGGGGGAGUUCUCCGAGGCCAGAGAAGACAUGGCCGCCCUGGAGAAGGAUUACGAAGAGGUGGGGUCCGACACCGUGGGUGACGAGGAUGAGGACGAGUACUGAAGCACCAAAAGACUCAUAUCUCUUUUACAAAGUUUAAUCCUGAUAUAUGUUUUACUUGGUGAACAUUAAAUCAGUAAUAUCUGUAAAGAGGGCCUUUAUUUUCCUUAUCCCCUUAGGGAAAAGAGUGAUACUUAAAAACUAAGAAUGAUACAUUGGUUGUCCUUAAGGGUGAAACAUCGGAAAAAUCCUUUCAGAACAUUUCUUCUCUCAGGUAAACAAAGGAUAGAGCCAGGAAGGAACCAAACAGGGUGAUGGUCCAGGAUAUAUUUUCCAAAGACAACAAAAGAUUACAUUUGAAAGCCUUUCUAGAGUAGAAUAUCUCUUUAAGACAACCUUUUUUUCAACCUCAAAUUGUCGGGUUUCGCUUGAAAAUGAAA
This is a messenger RNA of Hypomesus transpacificus, 2028 nucleotides long. RefSeq names its product tubulin alpha chain-like. The transcript is spliced from 4 exons. Gene Ontology annotation, molecular function: structural constituent of cytoskeleton; GTP binding. Lineage: Eukaryota; Metazoa; Chordata; Actinopteri; Osmeriformes; Osmeridae. The coding region runs from base 305 to 1651 and encodes 448 amino acids. The record is from RefSeq and is a predicted model, not a curated record. Gene Ontology annotation, cellular component: cytoplasm; microtubule. Gene Ontology annotation, biological process: mitotic cell cycle; microtubule cytoskeleton organization.